This is a messenger RNA of Diachasmimorpha longicaudata, 3523 nucleotides long. RefSeq names its product calpain-A. The record is from RefSeq and is a predicted model, not a curated record. Gene Ontology annotation, molecular function: calcium ion binding; calcium-dependent cysteine-type endopeptidase activity. Lineage: Eukaryota; Metazoa; Arthropoda; Insecta; Hymenoptera; Braconidae. Gene Ontology annotation, biological process: proteolysis. The transcript has 13 exons. Gene Ontology annotation, cellular component: cytoplasm. The coding region runs from base 506 to 2959 and encodes 817 amino acids.
GUUAUCUGAAAUCAGGAGGGAAUUAUCGUCAUCAGAUUUUUAUCCAAAAUUCGAUGAGUUUUUGUAAAUUCUCGUAAAAAAUUCCGCAGUUUUUUUGGACCACUCGGAACUUGCAGUUUUACAAAUUCAGUUGAUUUAUUUACUUUUCGAGAAAAUGUGCAUCGACUUCCUAGUGAAGUAUGAGUUUGCAUUACUAGUCGAAGUUACGUCAAUUUAAAAAAAUAGCCAAGUGCUUAAACAAGUAUCUUGGACAUGUUGGGCCAAAAAAAUGAGACGAGUGGGACGAUUAUUCUUACAAAUUGUACAGCAAUCGUUUCACUGAUACUUUUCAACUGUACAUGGAUACUACAGUACUAUCUAUAUAUAUUUAAGACAGAAAUGUCGAGUUGGUGACGACGAUGGUGGUGGUACAAUUUGUCCAUAGUUUUCCGCACCCUCUUGAGAAUGAGUUUUAUGCCGAUUGGAAAGCUCCUAGUCACUACUGGGUACUCUCGAGGUCCUCAGCAUGCCCAGUUACGUUUAUUUUUAUGUCAGAGCAGUCUGCGAUGAUAAUGGAAGCGUUAAAAACGAGAAAUUCGUCAAAGGGAAUGCUGAGCUGCUGGAUGUGCAAAUACCGAGGGACAUCUGGGAAACUCUUGGUCGGUAUAAUCUUCUCUCGAGGAAUCUAAGGGGGGGUCUCACGGGGUGUGGAGACAUUCAUCAUCCCGCUAAGGUCGUGUUCAAGCUAGGAGAGAAAGGAUCAGGUUUCAGAGCUCAGGGAGCAGUUCAGGAUUUCAAUCAACUCCGUCAACAAUGUCUUCAAUCUGGACAAUUGUUCGAGGAUCCAGAGUUCCCGGCGGAGGAUUCGUCCCUCUAUUUCUCUCGCCGUCCGGCCGGAUACAUAGAAUGGAGGCGUCCAAUGGAAAUUGCGGACAAUCCUCGAUUAUUCGUCGAGGGAUUCUCCAGAUUCGAUGUCCAGCAAGGAGAACUGGGGGACUGCUGGCUACUCGCUGCAGUUGCCAAUCUCACCAUGUAUCCACAUUUAUUCUUUCAAGUUGUUCCGGAGGAUCAAGGGUUCGAUGAAAAUUACGCUGGGAUCUUUCACUUCAGAUUCUGGCAGUACGGUAGAUGGGUGGAUGUAGUGAUAGACGAUCGUCUUCCAACGUCCCACGGUAAAUUGAUGUACCUCAGUUCAGCAGAAAACAACGAAUUUUGGAGUGCACUAUUGGAGAAAGCUUAUGCUAAACUUCACGGCUCCUACGAGGCAUUAAAGGGUGGUACAACCUGUGAAGCCAUGGAGGACUUCACAGGAGGGGUCACCGAAAUGUAUCAGAUGGAGGAAACUCCCCCGAAUCUCUUCAGCAUUCUGCUGAAAGCCUAUGAGAGGAACUCGAUGAUGGGCUGCUCAUUGGAGCCAGAUCCCAAUGUUCUUGAGGCCGAGACACCCCAGGGUCUCAUCAGAGGACAUGCCUAUAGUAUCACCCGAGUAAAAUAUGUGGACAUUCAGACUCCCAAUCAGUCCGGAAGAAUUCCACUGCUGAGGCUGAGGAAUCCCUGGGGCAAUGAGGCGGAGUGGAACGGCCCCUGGAGUGAUGGAUCUCCAGAGUGGAGAUUCAUACCAGAUCACGAGAAAGCGGAGCUGGGACUCACGUUCGAUAUUGAUGGAGAAUUUUGGAUGUCUUUUCAAGAUUGGAAGAGAUUCUUUACUAAUUUGGAAAUUUGUAAUUUGAAUCCUGAUUCUCUUAGUGAGGAUGAUCUUAAUUCGGGGAAGAAGAGGUGGGAGAUGAGUGUCUUUGAGGGGGAGUGGGUAAGGGGAGUCACUGCCGGGGGGUGCAGAAAUUUCUUAGAAACAUUUUGGCACAAUCCUCAGUAUAUCGUGACCUUAGAAUACCCUGAUGAGGGCGAUGAUAAGUGUACCGUGAUUGUAGCACUGAUGCAGAAGAACAGGAGAGCUCAGAAACGAAUGGGUGCAGAUUGUUUGACGAUUGGCUUUGCCAUUUAUCACCUCGAAUACCCAGAACGAUUGCCAAAACCUCUGGACGUUAAUUUCUUCAAGUAUAAUGCGUCUGUUGCCAGAUCACCUUCGUUUAUCAAUCUGAGGGAAGUCAGCUGUCGAUUCAAACUGCCACCUGGUACAUAUUGUAUCGUCCCUAGUACUUAUGAUCCCAAUGAGGAGGGUGAAUUCUUAUUGAGGAUAUUCUCUGAGAAUAAAAACAGCAUGGAGGAAAAUGAUGAAUCUGUUGGCAUUGGAGAAGUCGAUGACAGGGUAAUUAAUCGUGGAAAUGAAGUUAGGAGAGGAGGGGACCACAGUGUCAGAGACCAGCCAGAGCCAGAUCGCAACGAAGAAAAAAUUCGUGACUUUUUCCGGAAGCUCGCUGGGGACGACAUGGAGGUCGAUUGGAUGGAACUAAAAGAGAUCCUGGACUACGCCAUGCGUAAAGAAAUCCCACAAACCCGACAUAAUGAAGCACAUCCAUCAAAUACUGAGCAAGAUGGCUCUAUGGUGGAUUUCAUCAUCUCCCUACUCUGCGGAAUUAUUUGUAAUAAUGAACAGUACGGUAAACCUGUAGAAAUGCAUAAUGAGGGAUUCAGCAAGGACAUUUGUCGUAGUAUGGUGGCUAUGAUGGAUACCGAUCACUCCGGGAAAUUAGGGUUCGAAGAGUUCCUGACACUAUGGACUGAUAUAAAGAAUUGGAGGGCUGUAUUCAAAUUAUACGACCAGACUGGCUCCGGAUACCUCAGUGCCUUUGAGCUGCGACAGGCUCUUAACAGUGCUGGAUAUCGAUUGAACAAUCACAUUCUGAAUAUUCUCGUUCAUCGAUAUGGAACUAAGGAUGGACUCAUUCACUUUGACGACUACAUCAUGUGCGCUGUUCGACUAAAAACUAUGAUCGACAUCUUUCAGGAACGCGAUCCCAAGCGUACUAACUCAGCCACGUUCACAUUGGAAGAGUGGAUGGAGAAAACAUUGUAUUCAUAAAUGUAGCAUAAUGAUGCAUUCAUCUUGAAAAAACCUAAAUUAUUUUAAAUUAUUUGAAAAACAUGUUAUCUGUUAUUGGCAUUUAAAUUGGAUGGCCUUUGGCUAUUGAUGAUUAAUGAAUAAUUAAUUGAUCAUGUGAUUGUUAAUUAUUCAUUUAACUGAUUCAGAAGAAGCAAUUUUUUUACAUAAAAAACUAAAAAUUGUGAAAUACGUCCACUUUCAGGCAUUAAUUGAAUGUUCAUGUUCGAUAAUUAAUAAUCAUUCGUUAGUCUACCUCUAUGUGCCUCAUUGUCUUGCAUUUCUUCUCAUGGAUACAAUAAUAAUCAUCACAAUAACAAUUAUUGGUUUUAAUGACCAUAAACAUCUGGUAUAUGAUAUAUUCAGGGAUAUAAUUAAAAUAACGAAUACGAAAAGUAAUAUAUUUUGGUCAUACUUCGAACUCUUGUUAGAACUUCUUUUCUUCCAAUUUUACGGAAUGAAAUCUAUUGAGUGGUAAUUGUGGAAUCGAUUGUACUGGGAGUAUAUUUUCUAAUAAAUUGUCAUGACGUAUUGUAAUAUUUCAAA